AUGAAUAAUCCACAAUACACGAAUAAUCCAAUAAUCAAUGGCGCUCCAUCUACAAUAUCCUCAUCAGAUAUUAAUCCAGGUUCUGAUGGUGUUGAUUUCAUUGAAGUGAAUCCUUCUGUAACUAUACCAUUUGCACCAGGAACAACACCAAUUAUAGUCACAGUUUCUGUACCAAACACAAAUACAAAUGUUGAUAAAAUAACAGUUACUAUCACUGAACCAACUGGUACAACUAUAGUCAAUCAAGUAUCACCUGGCGAUACAAACAAAGUUGAUACUUUUCCUAUCACACCAUUACCUGAGAAUAGUAGAAUGACAGUAACUUUUGGAACAAAUAAUGGGCAACCUCCAGAAAAUGUAACUCUUUCUGUAAUUGCUUGUUAUACACCAGCAACAGCAACAACAAUCGUAACUAGUGGUACUGUCCCACCAAGUGUAAGUGGAUCUACACCAGCAUUGGCAAUCAGUUCAAGAAGUACUGGCAUCAGUGGAACUACAGACAACGUUCAUACAUUAUCUGCCUCACUAGGUACUUCGAUCCAACCGACCGCUUCCACUAGUGAACGGCCAUCAUCACAAACCAGUAGUCCAGAGCAGACAACUGUGUUUCUGAAGAUCGAAUCAGCAACGCCAGGAACUCAAGGUACAACAACACUAACCGCAGUAGGUUCUACGACAGUAGUUAUUACACCGUCUGCUACAAGUACUGCAGCAACAGCCACAUCAAGAUCAAGCAUCGCACCAGGAAUCUCCCAAACUUCAGCUGCAUUAACUGCCAGUACCAGCACUGGAGAGGUACCAACAACAAUCAGCACACCCAAAACUUCACCAAGCGCAGCCACCCUAACUACAGCCACAGGAAGCACAAUCGCUCCCACUGGCAGCACGGAAACAUCAAUAAGUCGAACUAUCGGCACCGAAAAAACGACUACCGGGUCAGGAAGCACUGUAGGAGCGUCCAUCGGAACCGUUACUACAGAAGCAGCAACAACGCGUAUAGGAACGACCGAAAGAACAUCGAUCGGAACUGUCGGCAUUGAAGCAAGUACCAUAGGCACUGGAAGUACAGAACGAACAUCCACCGGAACAGUGGGUACUGAAGCAACCGCCAUGGGUACUGGAAGCACUGAAAGAAUGUCGAUCGGAACUGUUAGAGCUGAAGAAACAACUCAGUCUACAACAAGCACCGAAAGAACAUCAAUCGGGACAGCGUUCAGCGAGGGAGCAACACCGGGUACUGGUGCCACUGAAGGAACAAUCAGACCUGGUGAAAGUACGGAAAGAGCAACGAUUGGAACAGUCGGCACACAAAGAACAUCAGUCGGAACAGCAGCUACAGAGGUAGCAACAGCCGGUACUGGAGCCACUGCAGGAACAAUCAGAGCUGUUGAAAGUACGGAAAGAGCAACGGUUGGAACAGUAGGCACAGAAAGAACAUCACUCGGAACAGGAGUCAGCGAAGGAGCAACACCUGGUACUGGAGCCACUGCAGGAACAAUCAGACCUGGUGAAAGUACGGAAAGAGCAACGGUUGGAACAGUUGGCACAGAAAGAACAUCACUUGGAACAGGAGUCAGCGAAGGAGCAACACCUGGUACUGGAGCCACUGAAGGAACAAUCAGACCUGGUGAAAGUACGGAAAGAGCAACGGUUGGAACAGUUGGCACAGAAAGAACAUCACUUGGAACAGGAGUCAGCGAAGGAGCAACACCUGGUACUGGAGCCACUGAAGGAACAAUCAGACCUGGUGAAAGUACGGAAAGAGCAACGGUUGGAACAGUUGGCACAGAAAGAACAUCACUUGGAACAGGAGUCAGCGAAGGAGCAACACCUGGUACUGGAGCCACUGAA
Rotaria sp. Silwood2 is the source of this 1851-nucleotide messenger RNA. The record is from the annotation of a GenBank genome assembly. NCBI's taxonomy places the organism in Eukaryota, Metazoa, Rotifera, Eurotatoria, Philodinida, Philodinidae.